AUGGAGAACAUAAAUAAUGUAGUUUCUGUGGCAACUGAUGAGAAUUUGGAAACAUUUUCUCUCGCCUGGCUCGAUGAAGAAGUCGAUUCAACAGAAGAGAAUAAACAAACUCAGCAACAGCUUCGACAAAUCAUCAAUCACCUCAAAACGUUUCAUGACAAACAGCAAUGUCAUGACUAUGUCACUUCACUUUCUUCACAAGAUCGACUUGUUCUCAUUGUCAGUGGUCGGUGUGGUCAAGAACUAGUUCCUCAAAUUCAUUCGCUUCGACAAGUCUCUGCAAUUUACGUUUAUUCCAAAGAUGAACAGGCAAACGAGCAAUGGACAAAGUGCUUUAUCAAGGUGCAAAAAGUGGCUACACAAGCCAAAGAUUUAAUUGAUCACAUCAAAACGAAUCAGAACAACCAAACAAAAGCAGACGAACCACUCUCAAUCAACAUCUUCAAUUCGAAUGGUGCGUCCGAUCAGUCCACAACUGAACUCAAUGGUAAUUUCCUUCACUCACUUCUUCUCAUCGAUGUUCUUCUUCGAUUGAAACCGAAUGACAAAGAUAAAGAUCAGUUCAUCACACUUUGCAAACAGCACUUCCAUGACAACCACAGUGAACUCGCUUUUGUAGAUGAAUUUAAGCGAGAAUAUUCAAGUGACAAGGCAGUGUGGUGGUAUAGUCGUCCGUCGUUUGUGUACAAAAUGCUGAACAAGGCACUGCGAGUACAAAACAUUGAGAUUCUGUUUUUAUUUCGUUUUGUGAUCAACGACAUUUAUCGGCAACUGAAGCAGCAUCAAUGUGCAUCACCAUCACCUGUUCGUGUUUAUCGAGGUCAGGUGAUGUCAAGUGAUGAAUUAGAAAUCUUACGACGAUCGAUUGGUGAACUUAUAUCGAUCAAUUCCUUUUUCUCAACUAGUCUUAAGCGAGAGAAAGCAUCGGCAUUUCUACCUAGGUCAACUGUGUCGGGUGAUUUACAUUGCGUGCUGUUUGAUAUUCAUGCUGAUCCAGCUGUAUUGGUGUCAAAACCAUUUGCUAAAAUUAAAGAAUUAAGUAUUUCUAGGUACGAAGAAGAAGUAUUGUUCAUGACCGGAUGCAUCUUUCGUCUCAAUAAGAUUUGGCCAGAUGACAACAAAAACAUGUGGGUGAUUGAAAUGCAACUAUGUGAUGACAAUGAACAUGAUUUGAAGACGCUGUUUGAUCAUAUGAAGGAAGAUCAUGCAGACGGUGAUGAUGAAACAGAUUUUCGCACUUUUGGUCGUAUACUGCGUAGAAUGGGAAAGUUUGAGUUAGCAGAGAAGAUGCUGCAGCGUCAUCUGAAUGAACUUCCACCGAAUGAUCCAUUGCUUCGACGUGUAUACUGGUCACUUGGUAUGGUCACUCGAGAUAAGGGUGAUUAUGAUGCUAGUCUGAAGUGGUUCGAGAAAUCAUUGGAGAUCUAUAUGAAAACUAAGUCAUCUGAUUAUGUCACCAUAGGAAAUUUGUAUAAUUGUAUUGGUGAGAGUCACAGGAGAAAGAAUGAUAAUGAAAAAGCAUUGGAAUAUUUCAAGAAAGCAAUCGCACUGUUUGAGGAAGCACACGCUGAGGAUCAUCCAGAUAUGGCUCAUAUCUACAACAACAUUGGUCUAAUCUAUGAGAAUCAGAAGAAGUAUUCGGAAGCUCUUGCUUACUAUGAGAAGUCAUUGGAUAUCCGAAAGAAACAUCUACCAGCUGAUCAUCCAGACAUAGCCAUGUCAUAUAAUAAUAUGGGAUGUAUAUAUGGUGCACUCGAACGAUAUGACCUUGCGAUGGAACAUUAUACUCGAGCACUCAAGAUUCGACUGAAAUCCUUACCAGCUGAUCAUCCAAAAAUAGGCACUUCAAAUUAUGAUAUUGGACGUAUGUAUUAUCGCCUCAGACAAUAUGACCUUGCGAUGAAGCAUCAUACUCUAGCACUCGAGAUUCGACUGAAAUCCCUACCAGCUGAUCAUCCAAAAAUAGGCACUUCAAAUUAUAAUAUUGGAUGUAUAUAUGAUGCCCUCGAACGAUAUGACCUUGCGAUGGAACAUUAUACUCGAGCACUCGAGAUUCGACUGAAAUCCCUACCUCGUGAACAUCUAGAUAUCGCCAAGAGCUACAGCAGCAUCGGUGUAAUACAUAAGAAGAAGGGUGAAUGGCGAGAAGCAUUGGCGAACUAUGAAACAGCUGCCAAAAUCUAUCGUAGUUCGUUACCACUUCUACAUCGAUACGUAAUGGCAAUCAACAACGACAUUGCACGUGUGGCAUCAAAACUAAAAUAUCAUAGUAUUGACGAUACGCUUAAAUUUUAG
Molecule: messenger RNA, 2295 nt
Organism: Adineta ricciae
Lineage: Eukaryota; Metazoa; Rotifera; Eurotatoria; Adinetida; Adinetidae
Source: the annotation of a GenBank genome assembly